Lodderomyces parapsilosis is the source of this 2127-nucleotide messenger RNA. RefSeq names its product beta-mannosyltransferase. Lineage: Eukaryota; Fungi; Ascomycota; Pichiomycetes; Serinales; Debaryomycetaceae. Bases 1 to 2127 code for a protein of 708 amino acids. The transcript has a single exon. The record is from RefSeq and is a predicted model, not a curated record. Gene Ontology annotation, molecular function: mannosyltransferase activity.
AUGGUGGUGAAACUGGGCGUACGAUGGUUGAGAUCGAUUCUGCGUCGAUUUCUUGUGAUUACAGUUAUCAUUCUAGUUGCUAUAUUACCCAUACACUUGUUAUUUCGAAAUAGCGACACUGGUUUCCCAUCAUUAGUAGGGUUUAUUAUCCCAUCACCAAAGAAACAACCAUUGCUACCUAAAACAACAACUACUACUACUACUACUACUACUCCUUCCUCUCACACAGCUGCCACUGCAUUAUCACCACAGGCUCAUCUAAAUAACCACAAUUCACAACAAUUGCUAGUAUUUCCUAAAAACUUUCAAGAUGAAGCAACUUAUAAACAAUUGUACCCCAUUGAAAAUAAACAAGUUAUCAACUAUUCGGGUAACAACUCAGCAUUAACCUAUGAUCAACUAAAACAUGCAACAACGCCACACAAGAUUCACCUAUUCAACUCAUUUACCACCAAUUCCAAGCAAUGCUCUAAAUCGAUGCAAUCACUCGACCUAACCAUUAGUGAAAAUUUUAUUUUUGAUGCUGAUUUCAAAAGCAUGGUUGAAAUACUUGAACAACAAUUGAAACUGGAUCCCGCUUUUAAACACUUGGAUGGGUUUUUCCAGGGGAAAAUACCAACAAUGUUGAAAGAAAACACCAUUGGCAAACAUUUUUAUAAAUUUGCUGGUACUUCAGUAUGGUUAAAAGAAUACGGUGUGCACUUGAUGGUGUCACGUGUAUUGUUUUCGCGUCGUGGAUUGAAAUGGAACCCCCAAAUUUCCCUACUUUAUGCUCAAGUGUAUGAUGUUAAUUGGCAAGAAUUGACCAAUGUUGAGUUGGUGGUUCCGGUAAUGGAUACUGAUGGAGUUACGCGUGUGCAUGAAAAUUUAAAGUUUCCUCGAUUCUUGCCUAUUCCAUACUAUUUUGAUCAUCAAUAUACCAAGCGAAGAUGGUAUGGACCCGAAGAUACCAGGAUCAUGUUGGUUGAAAAUGAAUUGCAAAAGGAGGAACCAGUUGUCAUUUUCAAUGCUCAUCAACGUAAUAUCCACAAUUACACCCGCAUUGAUGAAGAUAAAUCGAUGCAAAUCAAUUUUGAAUUUCAUAGAGCCAUGUUUAUUGGAUGGCCAUUUAGGUAUCAGUUGGGUAAAGUAAACACUGAUGGUAUAUCCGAUUCGCGAUUUGAUAAUGUUAAAUUUACUCAAGUUAAAGAAUUUAGAAUUGCUAAAAAAAAGAGAAAGGCGGUGGAAAAGAAUUGGACUCCAUUUAUCAUUCCUAAAGAUCGUGAUUCACAGUCACCUGGAGAUAAAUACAUUUACUUGAUUUACCAAUGGGACAAUUUGGAAGUGUUAAAGUGUGAAUUACAACAAUUUAACAACAAUGAAGAUGGGAUCAGCAAUUGUGAAUUUAUUUACAAGGCUAAAAAACUGAAGAAGCAAAGUAAAGUGGGACCCAUUAGAGGUGGCACGGAAAUGAUUCCAUAUGGAUCAAUAGAUGCCACCUACAAGGACCAAAAUAUUUGGAUCGGGUUCUUACGAGCCCAUAUCAAGCAUUGUGGAUGUGGUAGAUCAAUGUAUCGACCCAAUUUCUACAUUUUUACUAAACUGGACACUAGUGAUUUGUUUCAAGUGCAAUACUUGUCAUCAUCAAUCUCUUUUAAUAUACCAGUUAGUGGGUGGAGAAAACACAAAGUACAAUGUGCAGCUAGAGAUCCCAAUGUACUUAUCCCCAAUGGUGUAUCUUUAUGGGAGGAUGAUCCAAUUACUAAAAAGGAUGUGCUUGGGUUGACUUUGAGCGUAGCUGAUGAGAAUAACAGUAUAUUGUACAUUUAUGGAUUGAAAGAUAUAGUGAAGGAUUUGUUAAACAAGAAGCAACAAAAAGAAACCGAGGGAACAAGUAGUAACAAUGGUGACGGUGAUGCCGAUGUGGAUAAUGAGCAGUUGAUGAAGUGUGUCCUUGAUGCCAGUAUUGAGUUUUGCAAAGCUUAUGGUGACGAACAAACGAAAUUGGGAGUGACUGAAGAUGUGUUGAAGAAGUUGGAGGAGGAAAAGAAGAAGUUGGAGGAGGAGAAGAAGAAGGUGGUGGAGGAUAAUAAGAAGUUGGAAGAAGCGGUAAAGGAACAGAAGGAGAGCAAGCAACGGGGAGAUUAG